Diorhabda sublineata is the source of this 1879-nucleotide messenger RNA. It is a transcript of the gene Ak2, whose product is annotated as adenylate kinase. Gene Ontology annotation, cellular component: mitochondrion; cytoplasm. NCBI's taxonomy places the organism in Eukaryota, Metazoa, Arthropoda, Insecta, Coleoptera, Chrysomelidae. The record is from RefSeq and is a predicted model, not a curated record. The coding region runs from base 118 to 834 and encodes 238 amino acids. The transcript is spliced from 4 exons. Gene Ontology annotation, molecular function: AMP kinase activity; ATP binding. Gene Ontology annotation, biological process: ADP biosynthetic process.
UUUAAAUAUUGAAUCUGUCAAUUAAAUAUUGGUGUGUCUGUGUAUCUUAUCUAGUCUAUUUGUACAAGUAAUACUGGUUAGAAGAACCUCUAGGGAGCAUUAACACCGAUAAUAAGCAUGGCACCUCUAGCUCCAGCACCUCAAGUUGAUGAGAUUGCUGAUGGGAUUAAAGCUGUCUUAUUAGGUCCUCCAGGUUCAGGUAAAGGAACUCAGGCACCACUUCUGAAAGAAAAAUAUUGUGUUUGCCACUUAUCAACGGGAGAUAUGCUCAGAGCUGAGAUUCAGUCUGGAUCUGAACUAGGAAGUAAAUUGAAAAAAGUUAUGGAUGAAGGUAAACUUGUUAGUGAUGACCUUGUUGUAAAUAUGAUUGACAAGAAUUUAGAUAAACCAGAGUGCAAGAAUGGCUUCCUUCUGGAUGGUUUCCCACGAACUGUGGUACAGGCUGAGAAGUUGGAUGAUCUUCUUGAGAAGCGUAAUACUCAAUUGGAUGCAGUAAUUGAAUUUGGAAUUGAUGACAAUCUCCUAUUUAAAAGAAUCACAGGUCGUUUAAUCCAUGCUACAAGUGGAAGAUCAUAUCACGAAGAAUUCAACCCACCAAAGAAACCAAUGACUGAUGAUGUUACUGGGGAACCUCUAAUUAGAAGAUCAGAUGAUAAUAUUGAAUCACUCAAGAAACGUCUUCAUACAUAUCAUUCUCUAACAAAACCCCUGGUGGAUUACUACCAAAUCAGAGGUAUCCAUCACUAUGUAGAUGCUUCCCUGUCUGCUGAUAAAGUAUUCAGCAAUAUUGAUUCUAUUUUCCAGAAUCGCAAACGUGCAACUGCCAGACUUUAGAGAACUAAUUGUUAGUACUCACUUGCAUUUCAAAGUUUACUAUGGUUUAUCUAUAUUUUUGUAUAACAGUUGUAUUUUUGUAUUGUUCAGUUUGAUUGAAAUUCCAACAAUUUCUGACUUGUUAUUUUGUUUUGAAUAAAAUUUUAAAUGUACUUAAAGACUUUUAGUCAUGAGUUUAUACAUAAUUAUGUAAUUCAUAGAGUAGCAUUUAAAAAGUUAUCUUUAGAUGUCCAGUGUUAGUUACCCGAGUUCCAAGUAUAAUUGAGACUUUACUGUAUCAUUUACAAUUUUUUAUCAUCCCCAAUUUUUAAAAUCCUGGAGUAUCAUUGCCACCACUCGAAAAUAUCAACCUUUCUUUAACCUGCCCACUUCCUUUGCCUUCUUCCCACCUUGGACCAAAAGUUUUCCCAUAGUAGACACCUCACUUACCAUUUACAAUAAACAUGAAUUCCCUAGCGUCCUUGUAGGGAAAGCAUUCCUAGAAAUUCUGCAUAAAUAAUCCGUCGACCUAAUUCUCUAUAUGGAUCCAAAACUAAAUUCUGUGUCAAUUGCGCAGUCACAAACCACGAACUCUUAAGUUUUUUCCGGUUACCUUCGAUAUGUAGUUUUUACACUGGUGAACUAUACAGUAUCCUUCAAGCUUUCAAAUUUAUCUCUCCUCCCCAUAAAUAUAUCUCCAUAUGUACUGACUCUCCUUCAUCCAUACAGUCAAUCACAACCAUAUUCACCGACCAUCCAAUAGUCCAAAACAUUCAUGACAUCUACCAAACUCUCAUUGCUCUUGAUAUAACAGUCUCUCAUUUGGCUUCCAUUGCACACUGGAAACUAAUCUGCACAUCGCCAUGGCAAAGAAUCCUACUGAAAUCCCAGUUCAGCUUGCUAAUGAUCUGAAGACUAACUUCAAAAAUCUUGGCGUGACACAAGGAGCAAGAGUACUACAGCACUAUACAAUACCCACCUACCCCUAAACUUUUUGAAUAGGAAAGAAGCUGUGACAAUAAGAAGACUACAACACACAAAACUUACACCUUUUUUAUGUCGUCAG